Messenger RNA from Aspergillus eucalypticola CBS 122712, 288 nucleotides. RefSeq lists its product as uncharacterized. The coding region runs from base 1 to 288 and encodes 95 amino acids. The transcript has 4 exons. Lineage: Eukaryota; Fungi; Ascomycota; Eurotiomycetes; Eurotiales; Aspergillaceae. The record is from RefSeq and is a predicted model, not a curated record.
AUGGAUGUUUGGUCCGGUAUGUUGAUCGACGUGGGAUGUCCCGAUUGGGAGACUGGGUGGGAACAGGCCAGAGCUCGAGCGAUGAUGCAUUCGGGCCGGCAGAGCCAUGUACAAACUCUACAUCGGUUGGCAAAAGAGGUCGGAGGGUCAGACCAGCACAACAUGGGGGAACGGCGUCCGUGGACCACGCUGGAACAAUGCAAUAGUGACCAAGCUGGAAAUGGUCUUGGAGAGUGGGAAAAUACGAAAAGCUGGGGAGAAAGAAGCCAUUUGGGAAAAGGGAUUUAG